Molecule: messenger RNA, 572 nt
Organism: Drosophila rhopaloa
Lineage: Eukaryota; Metazoa; Arthropoda; Insecta; Diptera; Drosophilidae
Exons: 2
Coding region: 41-550 (169 amino acids)
Source: RefSeq, a predicted model, not a curated record
ACAACUUGGAAUCUCGGAUCGCAAACAAGUUACUGCCGCAAUGCGUCAACUACGAACAUUUGGAAUUGUUUCGACUGCCUUUUCCAUAUUGUUGUGCAGCUGUUUUGCCAAUCCAAAGGCAUACGUUAGUGACUUUGUGUUUCCCACUGAGGAUGAGCACAGCAAUCAAAAGGAGCAGGUCUCAACUGACCAAACAACCGAAUCCGCUGAUAACAAUGGACAACGGGGCGUAUGGGUAACGAGCGAUAUUAAAAGUCAGAAUAAGUGCCCCGACUUUCAUCUCGACGAUUCCCAUGGAUAUGUUCGUUUGAUUUUUAUCAGUUACAACAAAGUGAACGAUCCUCUGGAGAGUUUGAAUAAGGCAUUAAUUGGGGAACUCAAUCUACCGGAACUAGUAAAUAGCCUCAGAGUUGUUAAUCGCGGACGAAGACGCCUAAUUUUUGAACUGCCAAGUGCCAUAGAUGCCUUUCUUACUCUGAAUAGUUAUUGUAAAUUAUAUCAUGACCGGCAUGAUCUCACAUAUGAAAUCUUUAAUGUGGAGGGUUGUUAAGAAAUAAAAGACUUAAAUGUGA